UGGUCUGGUCAUGUGGAACGCAUAGAGUACGACAGCUUAGGAAAAAGCGCCUAAUUUCUGAGUGGUGAGAAGAAAAAGGAGAGGAAGACCAAACAAGUGCUGGGCAUAAGGCGUUUAGUGCAUUGGAGAGAGAACGCAUGAAAGACCAAGAUAAAUGACACAUUAGGUGAAGGAAGGCCCAACGAGCUGCAGGUAAUCAAAGUACCCAAGUGACAGGAAAGCAAAACACUUUCAACGUGAACAAUAUAGAAAGCAGAAUAUAAAAGUUCCCAGAAAGUGCUGCAAAGAAUGAUAUGGAAAUCAGAGAGAAGGAGCCAGCCACAAGUAUUUCAGUGACGAGCACCAUGAAGAAAGGUUGAUAACUUCUGCUGCCUCUUCUCAUAAAUUCGGCAAAAGACAUUUAGGACCCAUGAACUGCCUAUGCGGGACAACAAAAUGAGAAAUACGGCUCUGUUAUGGCCCCGUCAACGGAUUCAACAUGGCGACCCCCAGCGACGGAUACCUCGUGGCCGCCUCCUUCCCCGGAGCCUGCCACCCACUCCCCACCGCCGGAGUCCAGCCCCUGGAGGCCUCCAACCUCCCCCCGUGAGGUGGCCUCCUCUGUGGUCGCUUCCGUGCAGUACGUGACCUCAUCCGUAAGACUCCUCUUCACUGGAUGCUUCCAGUGCCAGUCCCUGAAGGGCGGAUGCUGGAGGCGGCAGGAAGAGCCAGACGGCGCCUGGUUUGACUGCGACAAACUCCAAGUGGAACACCCGUAUUGCUAUGUCAACCCUGUUGCGCUGACGGACCCGGCACCUAGUGAGGAUGCAACCACACCAAACGGCACAAUCCUCUCUCAGCAGCCGAGGGCAGAGCCAAGGUCACCAUCCUCGCUGACUCCCUCUGCAAAAUCCCCCGCUAAGUGUCCUACGAACCUCGACGUACCAAAGGACACUGUAGCCAACGGAGUCACUAGCGACGGGUUGUCAGCCGUCAAGGGUGACACGGUUGUUUACAAGAACGGUCGCAUCAGAAGCAGCCUGGUGGAAUCGUUUGCGGCCAAGCUUGAGGCCGACCUGAGGAGGAUAGAGUGCGACCGUCAGAGGGCCGAGGGGGAACUCCUGAAUGUGAACGACGUCCGGAUAACGACGGAUGAAGAUGUGAUAUCCUUCCCAGAUUACCUCUGCGCUGACGUCGAUUUCUUUAAGGACGGAGGGACGGACAUUCCCUACCAGUACGAUGGCUUCAAUGGCAACCAUCGCCUCGAACACGAAGUGUGGAAGCCGUCAGAACUUGAGGAUGUGUUUGAAUGCUAUAACAUGGCUGCAUUUUACUCUUAUGGUGCAUCGACGCAGCUGGGUGAAAAAGGUGGAAACAAGAACAAGGGGGAGAAAUUCGAAGAGGUCUUCCCUCCUACGUUCAGCAACAACAACAACAACACUAUCAAAGUGUAUAGACCGGCUGGCGAGAGUGAAAGUCCACUGCCGUUGAAGGAUGAACAAACUAAAGAAAACGUGACCGAAAUAGAAAUUUGUGAUAGAAAACGGGAAAUAUCCGAAGAUGAACUCAAGGAAUUCAUUCAUUCUUGCGUUUUAGCAGAGAAUGUUGAAGAAGCGAGUCUCCCCCCACUUAUCCCCGCGGGUGUACCAAAUGCCGUCUGUGAUGAAUUAAUAUAUUACGGUAGCAGAAGCUUUAAUAAGUUGCUAAUUUUUAAUCUAGUCAAGUCAGUGAUGGCCGAGUGCCAAGAACACUACCCCCAUUCCAUGCCCUUGUGUGCAAAUUAUCCAGUUCAUUUAGUACAAAAUAAAAUUCUCAGUGUUUUGCAAGACGACACGAACGCAUACCAACUCAGCACCUCGGGCUUGCAAGCUUUCCACAACGGAUCGUUCAUGCAUCCGGCAGACAGCCAGUAUUACCUGAACCAGCUGAUUGCCGAGAGGAUGGUCGAGAACGCAGUCAUGGACGAACUGAAGAAGGAGAUGAAGGAGUGGAAAGAUGUGAGCCGGGAGGAGAGAGAGUUGAAAGAGGCUAUAUCCACCGACAUCCUUCAUGAUCUCAUAAGUGACACGGCAUCCCUGUUCGACGAAAUCGUCAAGCGGAAGUGUAGUACGUGAUGGGUCUUGCUUGCUCUUCAUUUUUCUUUCACGAAAGGAAAAUUACGACAUGCAGUGACAUCUAUGUGAUUCAAUUCUAUGUGUUUCACAUUAUGGCAAUGAGGACUGUUUCUUCCAUAAUGAAAGGACAAGAAAGCAAGAAAAACAUGUUUAUCUACUUGUAGAAUUAGAGACAACAAUUCCAGAGUAUUUCUGGGCUAUGAUAUGGUGUGCAUCCCAUAAGAAUGAACCAGUUUCCUAUUAUUUCAGUUAUUUAAAAGUCAGACUAGUAAAAAAAAAAACCUCAGUACUAAACUCUACCCGAUUCACUCAUUCUAUUGACGCGUUAUCAAUAAAAUCUAUUAUAAUUAUUACUAUAGAUAAUUUAUAAAUCUUCACAGGGAACAACAAAAACACCCAUUCACUUCCCAAACAAGCUUUUACAGACUUGGAUGCCCAUAAGUGAUGAGAGAUGGAAACAAAGGAGAGAAAGUCCAGAAUGGCAAACAGUGAAAAUAAUAAACAAAUGAAAUUAUACUACUUGAAUACUUAUAUAGUAUAUUGCUAGCGUAUGCCAGGAUAUUCCCUUUCAUUGACUGCCUUUAGAAUAGCAACAACAUUCACCAUUUCUGGACACUUUCGUCCUACGUUUCUCCAACAGAACACUUACUAAUUCAGCACGAUAGCUUCUCAAAAUCUGUGUUUACAGUGGCUGGAUAGACUGCUAAUGAUGGCCGGUUGUUUGUACGUCGCAUUCAAGCACUGUACCGAGUAGGCCUACCAAAAGAACGCAUAAUCGCUUCAGCAGCCACAAAUAAACAGUAUUAAUGUAGACCCUCUGCUAGCUGAAGCUGCCUCUGUUACAGCACAGGCACGCUAUUAAAAAAACUGUCUUGUUACAGCUUGAUCUAUCUGUCAGACAAUGCUCUCUCUGUCACAGCACAGAACCUCUGUCAGCUGAAGCUGUCCCUGUUGAUGUUUGAUUUUUAAAUUUCUUCACAUUCUGGGGCUUUCCUCUGCCGUGCUAGAUGUUUCACCAUCACUGCGACAUGUUUUUAUUACGUAUGCAAAGGUACUUGUGCAUAGUACAUCUCUGCUUUUGUAUUGUGAAAGCUACGUGUCAAAUAAAUAUAAACGUAUUGCAGCAAACUGACUUCUUGAGCAUAAUUCGUAGAACAUACGAUGCCUAGAGGAGUAUUAUUCAAUUUCAUCAAAUGUGACAGUUGGAGAAGAAAUGUAGCUUGAUGGAUGGGAUGGUGCAUGAAAGGUUACCUAUUUCAUAAAUCUUUUUAAAAAUGAGCUUGUGCUCUAAUUUGUAAAAGAUUUCUUAGGAGCUCUCACAAACGAUUAUAUUACACCGUAGCCUGCAAUGUUAUUAUCUCCUAGACUGGAAAACGUGUAAAGAAUUUUUUUUUUUUUUUAUGAAGCUCAUAUAAAACCUCUCCAAUAGACUGACGUUUCCAUCUCAAACCAUUAUGUACGCAGUACAUUAAUUACUGUUGCCUUGGUUAACGCAAAUGUGUCAACCUUCAAAGAUCGUGUUUUUCUCUCUUAACUCAUAACCAGAGGCGUUUAUCAUUCAAUUUUUCGAAAAUAAUUUGAAUAAACUAUAUGCGAGUUCAGAUUAUUAAACAAUGAAGUUUGGGCUACCAUCUUCGAUGAAGGCAAUUUUCAUUUGUGUUAUCUGUCUGGCGAAGCAACACCAGUUGUGUAGGAGAGGUCAUCUUCAGUCACACUUUACUAAAAUCUGAUUAUGUUACGCGGUAUUUAUACGGCUUCAGGCAUGUCCCAUGACUAAAUUUUACUUUUCUCGCCUGUAAUACUACUCUCCUGUCUCGUGAGAUUUAUUUACCUGAUAUCUGAUGUCAUUCACAUCAUUUUAAUAUUUAAUGAAUCACACUAUAUUAUGAUGUAAACAUAUAGGUCAUUAAAAUAUGGACAAGUUAUUUUCUAUAUCCUGUGUUGGAUGUUACAUAACUGAAUUAUAUUCUACUACAGAGACUCUUGUCACUUUUCCGUUUUUUUUUUUUUUAAUCUAUGAAAACGUCCCUUACUUCCAUUAGUUUGUGCAGUUGAAAAUAGUCUCUCGUUCUUCAUCUACAAAGGAGUAAAGCAGUUACCACUGUAAACGAAUGACUACCAAUACUUGGAUAAGCAACAGAUAAUAUUAACUAGGACGUGUUCUUGUUGAACAUCUUUUUAUUAUUUCCAAUGUUUCCAUCAUAUGCAGAUUAGGAAUACAUAUUGAAUUUCCUUUAAACUCCAUCAGGUAUAUUUUGUUUUAAGUUAGAAUGUUCUUAAUCAAUGUGAAUUGACGGCUUUGUCAGUUGUACGAUAAUCAAAAGUGAGAAAAUGUGCAACAUAUGUUUAAAGGAGAGGUGCAUAAAUGGUUGACAGAGAGGAACCGUCAUCUCUUAGUGAAAAUGAGCAGUAUGAUACAUGAAUGUCUACAGCAUGGGAUAUUAUGUAGAUAUGCAUGUGCAUAUAUAUAUAUAUA
Messenger RNA from Macrobrachium nipponense, 4569 nucleotides. RefSeq lists its product as uncharacterized. The record is from RefSeq and is a predicted model, not a curated record. NCBI's taxonomy places the organism in Eukaryota, Metazoa, Arthropoda, Malacostraca, Decapoda, Palaemonidae. The coding region runs from base 456 to 2093 and encodes 545 amino acids. The transcript is spliced from 4 exons.